UUUUCAUCGCCCAUUGAGCAUGCGAGUUUGAUUUUAUUUCUGCAAUCUAUUUCAUAUUUACGUUUAUGAGAAAUUGGCGUACAGUAUUUUUUUUUUCUGCGAAGAAAUUCGUUGUCCUUUAUGAAUAUCUGAGGUGUGCUCCUAGAUUUUUUCUUUAUAAUGCCUUACUUAACAGUCCCUUUUGUUAGAGCAAAGGGACAUUACAUGUCCAACUCUCUUGAUUUUACUUGUUAAUAAUCAUAUCACUGAUGUUUGCAAAUAUUUUUUUUUUUGUAUUUUUUGACAAUAGGGUUGGAUUCUUUAUUGGAGACGGAGCUGGUGUUGGUAAAGACUUGAAGUUGUUCGAUGCAAGAAGAGACCUGGAUGAUGUCACGCACAUAUUGAAGGUAUUGUGUAUCACAGGGGCUGGAGCUGACAAGAGAUAUUGAUAUGCCUUUUCUUUUCCUUUCCUAUCCUUUUGUUUUGAGAGAAGGGGUAAAAGGGGAUCGUUAUUUCUAUCGGCAUUGGUGGCAGCUUCCCAGAAGCUUGCUUAAAUUAUAGUUGUUUACGAAUGCAAUCAGAUCCAGAGGCUAGUAAAUGUGCUGUAGAACGCCAACAGCGAUUUCUUGCAAAUAUAGAUCCAAUUGAUGUAGCUAGAAAUAUUGCAGGCCUCAAACCUGAAACUACUCUUGUUGUUGUGGUCUCAAAAACCUUCACCAAAACUAAAACUAUGCUGAAUGCUCAAACACUGAGGGCAUGGAUUUCAAAAGAGCUCGGUUUGGGGAAAAGUUUGGCAUCGAUCCUAUUAAUGCUUUCGCAUUCUGGGACUAGGUUGGUGGCAGAUUUAGUGUUUGCAGUGUUGGUGUGUUGCCUUUGUCUCUCCACUAUGGUUUCUCAAUUGCUGGGAAGUAUGGUAACUUCUGAUCGUUUUAAUUCACAAAGUGGCAAGAGUUCUCAAUCUCUAGCAUAGAAAGAUGAAUAACAUACAAUUAAUCACUUUUUUGCCAUUAAGUGUUCAAAGAGUUUUGCUUCGUUGAUGCCCUCGAUAUCUACUCUAGUUUCCUACUCAUCCCCUUGUUACUUGCAUAUAAUGUGUUUGCUAUUUUGUUAGGAUUUGUUUUAUAGUGAUAAAAACUUUUUUUAUCA
Molecule: messenger RNA, 1125 nt
Organism: Populus nigra (black poplar)
Lineage: Eukaryota; Viridiplantae; Streptophyta; Magnoliopsida; Malpighiales; Salicaceae
Product: glucose-6-phosphate isomerase, cytosolic 1-like
Exons: 8
Coding region: 551-949 (132 amino acids)
Biological process (GO): glucose 6-phosphate metabolic process; glycolytic process; gluconeogenesis
Cellular component (GO): cytosol
Molecular function (GO): glucose-6-phosphate isomerase activity; monosaccharide binding; carbohydrate derivative binding
Source: RefSeq, a predicted model, not a curated record